Alnus glutinosa is the source of this 1530-nucleotide messenger RNA. RefSeq names its product oleosin H1. The coding region runs from base 907 to 1362 and encodes 151 amino acids. Lineage: Eukaryota; Viridiplantae; Streptophyta; Magnoliopsida; Fagales; Betulaceae. Gene Ontology annotation, cellular component: monolayer-surrounded lipid storage body; membrane. The transcript has a single exon. Gene Ontology annotation, biological process: lipid storage. The record is from RefSeq and is a predicted model, not a curated record.
AAUUGUCUGGGUCAUAUGUGCGUGUUUUACUCGGCACGCAGAUCAGGCUGGCGCCUCAAUGCUUUUGAGUUUCGACACUUGUGAUCAGGCUGUACGUGAGGAGGCCGUAGAUGUCCCUUUGUCAAGCUGAUCUGCCUCUACUGUCAACGACGGCCUAGAAAAUUUUAGGGCUACAUUAAUUGAAGAGUACUUUCAGAGUCCUCCCACAUGACCAUAUGAAAUUACCAUGAUCGACCGGCCAUUACUGUAAAUUGCAAAUGACUAAACAGGGGUAGGGUAUGUUAAAUGGUAAAGCCUAGGACUUGGUCACAUUCAUCUCUAUCGGGUUUGAUAUUUAAAUUCCUGCAAAUAAUUCUUUGACAUGACGUCUGCGGCGAAACUGAAUCUUGCUCGGUUCACAUGGAGGACGUUUUGCACAGAUAGUCUAGAAUUUGCCCUUAAGGGUAAUUAGCACAUGAAGUGAUCGGAUGCUACCUCGAUCACAGGUUCCAUUCUUAGAAAAUAUAUAUACAAAUGAUUGGCCAAUUACUCUAAUGGGCUCGAUCGUGGGAAUUAAAUUUACUACAUCAGGGGUCCCGGUCGUGCCUUUUUGCCUUGUGCUUCUGAUGAUAUAUACCAGAUAAUUCAGUAUCGGUGCAAGCUGGACAGUAGCUACGCGUGACAUCCUAGAUCAACGUACAUGUGUUACAUGUAUUUACACUCGGAACUGCCACGUAAGAUUCAAACUGAACAGCUAUGAAACACGUAUAUAGGUACGUGGUCAUGGUCAAGCUCCGGCCACUUCCAUGCGCUAGCUAUAAGACCAACAGUACCAAAGAAAACGCAGCUAGCACGUAGAGUGCCAAAGAGUGCAGAUCGAUCGAGCUAGCUAUCUACCAACACCACGCACAAGGACCUCAAGAAUCAAUGGCGGAAAGUCGAGAGGUCUUUAUUGAGGGACCCUCCCAACAUUUAUCGGUGCUUUGUGCAUCACUCACCGGCAUGGCCAUAGGAGGACCGCUUCUGGGCAUGACGGGGUUCAGUUUUUUAGCAGCAGUGACACUACUACUCGUAAGCUCUCCGCUUUUGUUACUCUUCAGUCCUCUGCUGUUCUGCGCUGCCCUUCUUCUUGUGGGAGCCGUGGCUGCGUUUUCUGCGGCGGCAGCCAUGGCAAUGACUGGCGUGUCCACACUCGGGUGGGCUUUUCGAGAUGUUAGAGGCAGGGGGGAUAAUGUGGGGACGUUUGGUGAGGGAGGUGUGCUCGAGAGGUUGGCAGAGUCGGGGGAGAGAUUGAAGAAACUAGGGGAGGAUUGGGCUGCUCAUCUGCAGCAGAAGGGGGUGAUCAAGAACGCACCAGAUUAUGACAGUUGGAAUCGAGGUUGAAAGGAGCAAGCAGUUUCUUGGUUGUAAAUAUUAUUCUGUGUGUGUGUGUGUACUUCUCUCUUGUACGUGCAUUUAGGUACGCCUAGGAUGCUUAAUUUGUUUUCACUGGAUAUAUAUAUAAUAAGAUCGAUGAAAGAGAUGAGUCUAUAGAUAAUGCUGCAAGCAGCC